Molecule: messenger RNA, 1137 nt
Organism: Kwoniella mangroviensis CBS 8507
Lineage: Eukaryota; Fungi; Basidiomycota; Tremellomycetes; Tremellales; Cryptococcaceae
Exons: 2
Coding region: 1-1137 (378 amino acids)
Source: RefSeq, a predicted model, not a curated record
AUGGCAUCCAAUAGCUCAAGACAAACCCUGGUGCUGGAAGCUCUUAAAGAGCUAGGCAAUCAAUUCCAACGACACGACGAAAACAACAUGAGGGCCAGGAGGAGACCAGCUAUGAUAGCUAUCAUCCAAAAUGACCGUCGACGAUUCACCGAUCCAGACCACAGAAGCAGUGUCCGUGGUGCUUGUGUCGAUAAUGCGGUUGACGGAAUGAUCUCAAACGCUGUUUCAUGUACCGUAUCGGACGACAAUAUCUACAAGUCGGUUGUCGAUGUCAACAAGGAUCACUUAGACUUUCUGCAUGCCAAAUACCUCCAAGACAACGUCGGAGAUGACUUGAAGGAUCAAGGAAGCAAGGUACAGCCGUCCAAUGAGUUCUGUAACGAGUUCAUCUCUGCCGUUCGAUCCAGCACUCAAAGGGAAUUUUGCAGUAGCACCGUCAGUAAAACUAGUGUACCUAUCACCGCCGCUCGCGUCGCCCUUCUCCUCAAUGGGACCAUGAUGAAGAUGUUGGGACAAUCCCCUAAAUUUGUCGACAGCCUACAAGAGGUCGAAACCGAUUGGCGAAAGUCGCUUGAUGAGAGAGAAGUUUCAACUGAGAAGCUUGAGGCGAUGUAUCUGUCCGAACGAGGCCCUAAAUCACUCAUGCCAUUGUAUGGCCAAGGAUUCAAGCCUGACCCAAAUACUUUCGACAUGGUUCUUUCAAUACCCAUCGAGACGAAUCUGACCUUCAAGACUAUUAAGAGGAUGAUUACCCAAAUUACGAGUACCGGUAUCAUGCCCAGACCCAUGACUUCAGAGCUACAAGUCAAACACCAAGCUGACCUAAUCAGACGAGAAGAAAGCUAUUGGCAAAAGACGCAAUCCGCUUUGGAGAGUACACUUUCCGGACAAAGUCAAAUGUCCGAUGAAGAUUGGAAAGAGAACGGAAACCUCCACGAUGUAGUGUACAGCCCUGACCAAAUCCCUGGUACCUUCACUGUGCGCCCCUCGAAUGGACCGGUGGUGGAUCUUCACUCGGAUAUCGAGGUUAGGUUUUGGCAAUCCAAGAACCCAUCUUCCACUAUCGAAGAUCCUUAUAUGACAUCUGUAGAAAAUCUUAAUGAAAGACUUGAGAUCGCCACAACUACUGCUGCUUAA